Messenger RNA from Camellia sinensis, 895 nucleotides. NCBI's taxonomy places the organism in Eukaryota, Viridiplantae, Streptophyta, Magnoliopsida, Ericales, Theaceae. The record is from RefSeq and is a predicted model, not a curated record.
GAGAGAAGCAAGACAGAAGCAGCAGCAAGGAAGACGACGGGUCCGACGUAGAGAAGGCGAGUGUUUCGAACGGCGGAAGGGAUUUGAACGGCGUUAUCUCAUUCUUAUCAUUUGCCCAAGAAAUGGUUAGUGGUGUCUCACGUAAGAGACCAACGGCAUCCAACAGAAGACGUGCUAGGCAAACAGAACCUGAACCAGUGGAAGUGAAUGUCCCUGUGGAGGAGGAUGACCAUGUGGAUGCGAAUAAUGAUUAUGUUGACGACGAUAUUGGUGUGGAGGAUGACGAUAUCGAUAAUGAUAUUAGUGUAGAGGCUGACCUCAUGGAGGACGAUGUUGGUGUGGAUGAUGACAACACAGAACCAGUUCCUGGUGCUCCAGAGGAUCCUUCAUUGGUAAUUAGCUUUCGUAACCAUGUUGCUGUAGUUGUUUGGAAGAAAAAGAAACGGGGACCUCUUAAAUGUUUGAAUCGUUCUCGAAAGCUUGCCGAGUGGCCAUGGAUGUCACCAACAGUCCAAAAUGUUAGAUGGAGACAUUUGGUUGAGCAGUCUGGUCUUAGUGUCCUUAUUGAUCACACAUAUCGGCAUGGCAAUAGAGUGGCAAUAUCUGCAUUCGUUGAAAGGUGGCAUCUAGAGACAAAUACAUUUCACAUGCCAGAUGGUGAGAUGACUAUUACAUUGGAUGAUGUGCGGACCAUACUUGGCAUUCCAGUCACUGGCAUGGCUUUGUCAUGUCCUAAGUUAACAAGAUACGAGGCUGCUGAACUGGUGAAUGCUACUUUGGGAGUGCCAGUGAAUGAUGCAUUUAUAGAGUUAGUUCAAUCUCGUGGGCAAUCCGUGAAGCUAGAGUAGUUGCGAACUAGAUUUCAUGAAGUUAAUGAUACAGAUGAUGCAAAUUU